This is a messenger RNA of Amphiprion ocellaris (clown anemonefish), 4046 nucleotides long. It is a transcript of the gene osbpl9, whose product is annotated as oxysterol binding protein-like 9. The coding region runs from base 356 to 2284 and encodes 642 amino acids. Gene Ontology annotation, molecular function: sterol binding. Gene Ontology annotation, cellular component: intracellular membrane-bounded organelle; cytosol; membrane. The record is from RefSeq and is a predicted model, not a curated record. The transcript is spliced from 21 exons. NCBI's taxonomy places the organism in Eukaryota, Metazoa, Chordata, Actinopteri, Pomacentridae.
CCUGUGCAAGAGGAAGUGUGCCUUUCCUGCCAGGGGAGGGUCCCGGAUUAACUCGGCUCUGUCCGCCUCACACCAAACGCUCAGCUGAUAACUGCUGCUGAAGGAUAUACUGGAGGCUCUGCUAACAGUCUGAGGGCUGCUGUGGUUUACUUUGGCAGACUGCAGUGGAGAGCAAGAGGAGGGGAUUGUUUUCUGCCUGGAGGAGGAGGAGGAGGAGGAGGAGGAAGGAAAGAAUGCUAACUUCACUAAAACUGGUGAUUUGUUGCCGUGGGGAGGAAAAACCUGAGUAAUGGAGAAAGAGAUCUUGUGUCAGGCUGCGUAAACGGCCUGAGAGAUGAGCAGGGUUUAAUGCAGCAUGUCCAUUGGAGCGAGGCACCCAGAGGCCGAGGCAGGAUUCGUUCCGAGCGUUCAAGACUUUGACAAGAAGCUCGCUGAAGCUGACGCCUACCUGCAGAUACUGAUUGACCAGUUAAAGCUGUUUGAUGAGAAGAUCAAGGACUGCAAAGAGGAUGAAUCCCGCAGAAAAAUUGAAAAUUUGAAGGAGACUACUUGUAGUAUGGUAGAGUCCAUCAAGCACUGUAUUGUACUGCUGCAGAUUGCCAAGGACCAAAGUAACGAACAACAACACGCAAACGGACUUAUAAGCACCAUCAACCCAGUGGAUGGGAUCUACCAGCCCCCUCUGGACACUCCUGUAGUCAACACCACGAUGCCAACACAGACCACACUACCCACAGACGCUUCUCAGGUGUGUAAAUCAGACCAACGACCCUCCACGUUACCUGUUGGUCCCGUCGUCACAGUGAUGGGCAGUUUGCAGACCCCAACUCCCAACAGCACAGGGAGCGGUCCGUCGGGCCCCAGCAGCGGCGUCGCCUCCCCGGCUCACAUCCCCCUCCCAUCGCACUCGGUGCCAGACUUCUCCUAUUCCUCCAGCGAGGACGAGUUCUACGACGCUGACGAGUUUUACCAGAGCAGCACUUCCCCGAAACACUGCAUAGAUCCCUCAGGGCCUCCUGCAGCAUCACCGCUCACUAAUGAAGAAACGGCACUGAAAAGACCCGACACCACCGAGUCCCUCAACUCGUCCAUGUCCAAUGGAACCACAGACGCAGAUCAGUUUGACAGCCACGAUGACCGAGAUGACGACGGCGAAGGAGAGUCGGUGGAAGAGCACAAGAGCGUCAUCAUGCAUCUGCUCUCUCAAGUUCGUCUGGGCAUGGACCUCACCAAGGUGGUCCUGCCUACGUUCAUCCUGGAACGGAGAUCUUUGUUAGAAAUGUACGCCGACUUCUUUGCGCAUCCGGAUUUAUUUGUAACUAUCGCGGAGCAGCCGGAGCCUCGAGAGCGAAUGGUUCAGGUGGUGAAGUGGUACCUGUCAGCUUUCCACGCAGGGAGGAAAGGCUCGGUGGCCAAGAAACCUUACAACCCGAUCCUGGGUGAAGUCUUCUACUGCCACUGGGAUCUUCCCAGCGAGACGGAGGAACCUUCUCCACAUACGGAGACAGUAUCAGAAGGUCCAGUUCCCUGGUCUUCAACCAACAGUGUGUGUUUUGUGGCAGAGCAGGUCUCUCACCACCCACCCAUUUCUGCAUUCUACGCAGAGUGUUUAAAUAAGAAGAUCCAGUUCAACGCUCACAUCUGGACCAAGUCAAAGUUUCUUGGCAUGUCCAUAGGAGUCCACAACAUCGGCCAAGGUUGUGUAUCGUGUUUGGAGCACGACGAACAUUAUAUUCUCAACUUCCCCAACGGAUACGGCAGGUCGAUUCUGACGGUGCCGUGGGUGGAGCUGGGCGGCGAAUGCAACAUCUCCUGCUCCAAGUCGGGCUACAGCGCCAACAUCGUGUUCCAUACCAAACCCUUCUAUGGCGGGAAGAAGCACAGGAUCACCGCCGAGAUUUUUGCACCAAAUGACAGGAGGUCCUUCUGCUCCAUUGAAGGAGAAUGGAACGGAGUGAUGUAUGCAAAGUGGGCAACUGGAGAGAACACGGUGUUCAUAGACACUAAGAGGAUGGGCAUCAUCAAGAAGAAGGUCAGGAAGCUGGAAGACCAGCUGGAGUACGAGUCCCGAAGAUUAUGGAGAGAUGUGACUCUGAACCUGAAGCUGAAGGACAUCGAUGCAGCAACAGAAGCCAAACAUCGGUUGGAGGAGAAACAAAGAGCCGAAGCCAGAGAGAGGAAGGAGAACGAGCAGCAGUGGGAGACCAGGCUGUUCCAUGAGGACGGGGAGUGUUGGGUCUACGACGAGCCGCUGCUAAAGAGAUUAGCAUCUCAGAGGCACUGAGGAGACUCGCUCCGACAAACACACACACAUAUGCAUAAAGAAAUGCACACAAACACAACGGAGUCUUCAUAAGAACUCUUUUGCGAAAAAACCCACUUGUUUGUCCAAGCCUUGGAAUGACUGAUGAUUGAAUAUGUACACUGCUUUGCAUUUGACUGUAAACCGAUAUGGAAACGAAUGACGAGCAUCAAAGAUGUAACAUGAGUAUUAGCGAAGCUCCUCUCCUUGUUCCACCAAACACCCGCCACCUGCCAACACGAGACUCGGCAGCGCAGAGCGAACAGACGAGUCUCUCCGCCGUCCGUUAGCGUCACACCACUCCAGCGGGACGAGCCGGAGAAGCACUCAUUUCCCUGCAUACCUGGCUUUGUUUUUUAAAUUCCGAGGGGGGACGAGAGGUGUGCGGUUGAAUAAAACAGCGCUCUACAUCUCAGGGAAUCUGCUGACUGAGGAAAGAAAGCUGCUGCCCCCUGCAGAGUCUGACAGCCUUAUGACGGUGGGACGGAUGAAUCCUAAAGGGGCCGGAGAGAACCUCUCUGCUUGCCUGCAACUAGUUAGAACUGUUGUUUAUAUAUAGAUAUACAUAUGAUGGAUAUAUAAAUAUAUAUUCUUUUUUAUUUUCAAUGCUCUUUUUUGUUUUUUUUUUCCUUUCUGGCAAUAGUGUAAAAUAUUUGAGAAUAUGAACUUUGAUGGCUUUACAUCUUUAGGAAUCAUUCCAUUUAGCCUUUUUUUUUGUUCCCAUCUUUUCAACCUAUCCGGUCACUCACACUGUCCUGCGUUUCGAGUUUUCAUCCAGAAGCAGAUCCCUUCAUGAAGCCAUAGCGUCUGAGCUCACAGAUCUGGAGGAAGUCGUGGUAGAUUUUAAGGAAUAUAUGCAAUACAGAUAGAAGUAACGUAAAAUGCCUGCAAAAGGACACGUUUAGAUGUCCGCGAUGCCAAAAAAAAAUAGAGAAAAAGGCUAAAGGGACUUUGAUCGAACAGUCAAAGGUUUCGCUGAAGGCAUUUCUGAACAAAUGAUUGUUUACAUGUUUUUGUCUUUCUGGACUGAAUAAAGUCGCGUUGUCAAAAAGAGUGAAGCAGAGAAAGAGUCCCAAAUAGCGCCGCGUUCUCCUGGUUCAGUCGUCUUGUAAUUUACUUGUUUUUUGUCUGAUGAUUUUCAAGAUUAAGAACCACAUGGAGGCUGACGUUGAUCCCGCUGUACACCUCAACUACCUUCUGAUUUACAGCCGCACAAGUUGGAUCUAAAUGCAACUAUAUUCGGAUGACAUAGAGAAAUAAAAAGCAUUUUCACCUGGAAGAUUCUGUAGCGAUGCUCAUAGCAUAGCAGCCCCCGUGUUCUUAUCUUUGUGUGUUUUUUUCCUGCAUAUUUGGUUCAAAAAGUUGAUUAAUUCAGAUCAAUUAAUCCGGUGAAGGGAUCUAUAAAGUUUCUUCUGGUGCUGUUGGGCAAAUCCAGUGAUGUUAAAGGUUUCCGUAGUUGUAGCCAACGAUUAAAUCCUGAAUAAAAUUUUUAAAAAUGCCUUUUUUGAAAUAUGCCAACUCUAAAAUUAGAGCUAAAUUGGAUGACUUUGUCUUUUUUCCUCCAUGUUCUGUCUUUGUAAGUUUUCUUGAAUAGAGGCCUUGCCAUUUAUUUCAGUAUCGCUCAGCAUUGCCUGAUAGAGAGCAAACAAAACAAAUGUACUUUUUAUUUCCUUCUCAUCAUAACCAUUGAUUGUAUCCGAUUCUCCUGUUUAUUGACGCAUAAUAUUAAAUCUCCAUGAGUUUA